Pecten maximus is the source of this 758-nucleotide messenger RNA. RefSeq lists its product as uncharacterized. The transcript has 5 exons. The coding region runs from base 109 to 672 and encodes 187 amino acids. Lineage: Eukaryota; Metazoa; Mollusca; Bivalvia; Pectinida; Pectinidae. The record is from RefSeq and is a predicted model, not a curated record.
UACCCUUUUUCAAUAUCACUAACAUCGCCUGAUUCGCCGGGGCACUGUCAGCAGUACGGUUAGGUUUCGUGUGUAACUAACAGCAGAAUAGCUGUGUGGAAACCUAUCAUGAAGUUGACGCUGUUUCUACUUCUUGCAUUGUCAAGUCUAAUAGCUGUAUCGGCCUCUCAUGAUGAUUGUCCUUACGGAUGGCAUAUCCAAAUUCACAAUGAAUACGUUGGGAAAGACCACUAUGUGCUUAAUGAGCAAAUGAACGCCGAUUACGUGCGGUUUAGAAUGGUAGCAGAAAUGGGAGCGUUCAGGCACGAAUUCAUUUCAAACCAGCUUUGGGCUCUUAAAUACCUUCAACCGGUAGAAGAGGAUCCAAUAGUUCUAAAGAGCACAUGUAAAACAGAGUCAGAGCUCAUCUAUGGUUUUUGGGAGACGUCAGCCAUGUAUUGUUACGUCAUCCUUCCCUGGCUUCAAAAUGUCCGUAGAGCAAAGUGUGAUAGGAGUGAAUCAUGCUGUGGUAAAAACUCCGUGUGUCAUGAAGAUGGCUAUGCACGACAACGAUACUGGGUAUACUGCGCGCACUAUACCAGUCCUUUUAAUGGGUAUUUCGCUGUCCGUUAUGAUUCGUUUCCACAGUGCUGUACCUGCAGGAAAUGUGACAAGUGUAUAGACAGCCAUUAAUAUGUAUUUUUUCUUGUGCAGUUUGAUUGUAUAAUGUCCAGUUUGUCCAGCUUUAAAUCGUUGAAAUAAAAUAUAUCAUGUGUUUA